Molecule: messenger RNA, 2376 nt
Organism: Chelonoidis abingdonii (Abingdon island giant tortoise)
Lineage: Eukaryota; Metazoa; Chordata; Testudines; Testudinidae
Product: mas-related G-protein coupled receptor member H-like
Biological process (GO): G protein-coupled receptor signaling pathway
Cellular component (GO): plasma membrane
Molecular function (GO): G protein-coupled receptor activity
Source: RefSeq, a predicted model, not a curated record
CAUAGCCCUGAUGUUGUCUGAUGUUAUCAAACUGCCCAGUGGUCAUAAGAUGCCUGGACACUGUGAUCUCUGUGUGCCACUCUGCCCAAUGUGAGGAAGACAUUUCUAUGACAGGACCGGGGAAGGGAUUGAGUGUUGGACGCUGCACAGGGGCUGGCAGAGAAAUUCUUAGUGUCUUUAAAUUACACUGUUACUCAGAGAUCUUUCCCAUGUAGAUCCUACAGUGAGAACUGCAAUUAGUGACCGUGAGACAGAGAGACUCUGAAGCAGACCUGCCCCAGCCCGGCUCUUGUAAAUACUUGGUUCAGACCCCUGGACGUUGGAAGAAAGAAAGCAAGGUGUGUGGGAGAGAAGAAGAAUAGGAAAGACCAGCGUCCCACAGUGGAGGGUUCACAAUGAGUGAACUGAGUCCAAUGUACUUGUCUGUGACUAUAUCCAGCCAGGAGCCUGAGGAUGAAAAUUAUGGAUGCACAAAAGAUUAUUUAACUGCAGUGAUCAUUGACAGCAUCACUCUACUCCUCUGCCUGUUCGGGCUGGUGGGGAAUGGGAUUGUGCUCUGGUUCCUUGGUUUCCAUAUUAAGAGGAACAUUUUCACUGUCUACAUCAUCAACCUGGCUGCUGCUGACUUUGGCUUCCUCCUCUGCCUGCCUGGUUUCCUUAUAACCUUUAAUGCCAGACAUUUAUUUUGUUUUCCUUUAGUGGGACUUAACUUAAUAAACUCAUUUCAACUGCUGUCUUUGCUCGCAUACAGCACCAGCCUUUAUCUCCUGACGGCCAUCAGCACUGAGCGGUGUGUGUCUGUCCUCUUUCCCAUCUGGCACCGAUGCCACCGCCCAAAGAACUUGUCUGCCAUUGUCUGUGCCCUGCUCUGGGCUCUCUCCAGCCUGCUGUCAGGAAUAGUGUAUUCUUUGUGUUUUGUUGAUGGAACUGAAAAUUGUUGGCUUACGUUCCUACCCAUGUAUGGCCUGAAUUUCCUCAUUUUUGCUCCCAUCAUGAUUGUGUCCAGUCUGAUCUUGUUCAUCAAGCUCCGACAUAGCUCACAGCGACGUCAGCAAGAAAAGCUCUACACUGUUAUCUUGCUCACUGUCCUUUUCUUCCUCAUCUUUGCUGUUCCCCUCAGUGUACAAUACUUCCUUGACCUUAUUCAUUAUAGUCAUGCUAAUGAGCUAUCUUACCUGCUGGCUUCUAUAAACAGCAGCAUCAACCCAGUUAUUUACUUCUUAGUUGGGAGCUACAGGCAGCACCGAUUCAGAGGCUGCCUCCAGGUCACACUCUGGAGCAUCUUUGAAGAAAAGACAGAUUAGAAAGAGCGUGGAGAAACCUCCAGACAAGACACAGUGAAGAUGUCAAUUUAAUCUCAGCAGUACCCAGUCUGGGACACUCUGUUCUCAGGAUGGAGAUUUUUCUAGUUCACAUCAUCAAAGAAAUUAAAGAUGGAAAGGACACACUAGGUCAUUUGCUAAAUUCUUCCUCUUCCCGACCCAGAGCAGGAUCCUUCCUAAAGUUGAUCCCCAGGUUUCUGUGCAGUUGUAAAGAACACCAGUGGGUCACAUGGGACUCAAUCCUUCUCCCUUUGGAAUCAGUGGGGGAAGUCCUGUUGGCUUGAAUGGAAGCAGGAACAGAUCCAUAAUGGGCUCAUUAACUUUGUUUUUGAAAAGCCACUGAACAGUAAUUUCACUUGUAGUGGCACGUCUCCCAGUGUUGCCUGAAGACUGAUGCAGAAGGUGCUUCUAUGCAACUCUGGACUCUUGCUUCUGCAGGUUGAUAUUUGAAACCUUCACCACUAUUGCAGUGGAAACAAUUAAGAAUUACUAUGAACUAACCAGUGAGUUUAAAUCAUCUAUUAAUAAGCCCUGGCAUUUGUGGCAUAAGCUUCUUUAGUGAUGUUUAUUUGCAAAUGUUAUGUCUAAUUUCAAGGAUGUAAUGUGGUAACUUACUGGUAUCAUUACUAUGUAAACACAAAAUAUGUUAUGUAGUAAUAUGAAAACAAAUGACUACACUGUAGCUGGAUUUUAAUAUAAGAAACCUUCUGAGCAAGAAAUAUUAACGUAUAUUGGGGGAAUUAUCUAGCAAUGCUUAAGCAACAUUGUUACUAAACACAGAAACAGAAGAAGAACCUCUACAAGGAUGGUCAGAAGGACAAUGGCUUCUUUGAUACCUGUUUAAGUUUAAUAACUCUCUAAGAAUCACUAGAGUACAAAUACAUUUUUAAAAGCUAGCAGGCUUUUAUACUGGAAGUAGAGAUGUUCAGUCUCAGUAGAAACAGAAUUUCAACUGCUAUUCAGUGCUAAUGGAAUUAAAAGAACAUCUAAGAAAAUGACUUGAAUAACAGUUAAAACUCCAUGGCAGGGGCAGAGGCCAUGGGGAAGAAGUGGA